GUUGCUUUUUAGUCUGUGAUACCCCGAGUAUGUUUGCAUUGCAUAGCCAUAUUCCGGGAGUUUCAUACUUAAUUAUGCAAGUGUUCAAGGCCAUCGUUCUUUAUAAAUUGAAGUGUAAAUUUGUGCAUGGUUGGGAUCGGAAUUCACAUUUUGCAUGUGGCGUAAACAUUUUGCAUUGAUGUAAUGAGAUUGAAAGUGUGUGUAAUAUUGCUUGACUGGAAUAACGUUGUCACCAACUAAAAGAGUUCGAUAUUCAGGUGAUAGUUAAGGGCACUACAAAUUGUACAAAGUCGAGUGUGAAAUAUCUGCAAACGACGGCUACCGUUGUUAUAUAACGGAUGGCAGACUGAGAAUUGACUGGAAAGAAAACGCUUGAAAGAAGCAUUACAAGGGCUAACCCGCACAUACUGAGAAAGUUCAGUCCAUUCACGUACAGUGGAAGGAAGGAAGGAAAAAGGUCAAAACUACGAAAAGAUAUCCACUACCAAUUGUCCAUCAUACAAAUCGACAGAGACGAUCAGUGCAAAUGGACUUGUCAAAGAAGCCUGUCGAUGGCGUUCAUGCUGACAAUAAAGGAUAUGAACACAAUGGCGAAUCCAAUGGAACAAAGUUUGACCUCGGUUCGGAGGGAAAAUCUGAUGUGUCACCGGAGGAGCCUCCUCCCAAGGGUGAGGACGGGAUGAUUUACAACAUCAGCGAACGGCCUCCAAUCGUAUUGGCUGGAUUCUUUGGGCUUCAGCAAGCGUUGUUGUCGCUAUCAGGAAACCUGUCAGUAUCUCUGCUGGUGGCUGAAACUGUAUGCGCGGAAGAAGACGAGGAGUUUAAGGCGAGGCUCCUUGGGACAACUCUGUUCAUGAGUGGCAUAACCACGCUUCUUAUGACGUUCUUUGGCGCGCGCUUGCCGCUGUUCCAAGGUGCAGCGCCUGAUUACGUCAUACCGUUGUUGGCCAUGGCUGCCAUCAACAAGGACCAGUGUACGCCUGACGCCCAGACUGUCGCAUUGGCGAGAAACGCAUCUCUUCUGAACGGGGAAGAAUUCGACCUCAUUGCUUUCAACAGACCAACAGUUUUACAUAAUACUCAGUUGUUACAGGGAAGUCUGAUCGCGGCGGGUGCCAUCCACUGCAUAAUUGGCCUGACGGGGCUGGUUGGUUUUCUGCUCCGGUUUGUGGGGCCCAUCACCAUCGUUCCCGCCAUAUUUCUUAUCGGUAUUUACCUGAUGAAGGCCACGGCCAAGUUCGCCAAGGUUCACUGGGGAAUUUCGUUUAUGACAUGCGCAAUUUCCCUUAUUCUUGCGCUUUACCUGUCUCGGGUCAAGCUGCCUGUGCCGAUGUACACUCGGCGGAAGGGUUGGCAUUCCAUACGGUAUCCGUACCACCAAACUUUCGCUAUUUUAAUAGCGAUUAUUGUUGGGUGGGCUGUGUGCGGCAUCUUGACGGCCACUGACGCCAUCGAGUACAACAAGAACGCCACGGAUUUCUACACACGGACGGACGCACGCAGCUACAUAAUCGCUUCCUCUAACUGGUUCUUUUGGCCGUACCCAGGUCAGUUUGGUGCAAUCGACUUCAGUGUUAGUGUCUUCAUCGGUUUUCUCAUCGCCACCUUUACUUCUAUUUUGGAUUCCAUUGGAGAUUACUACGCAUGCGCAUCGAUGUGUCGAGUGCCUCCACCACCAUCACACGCCGUUAAUAGGGGCAUUGCAAUGGAGGGGUUCUGCAGCCUUAUCGCGGGUCUUCUGGGGUGUGGACAUGCAACUACCACAUACGGUGGAAAUAUCGGCGCUAUUGGUGUCACUAGGGUUUCCAGCCGUCUGGUGUUCUUCUUCUGUGGGGUGAUAUACUUGGUAUUCGGCAUUAUUGGCAAAUUUUCUGCUGUCUUCAUAUGCAUUCCAUACCCCGUCUUAGGCGGUGCGUUAAUAACGAUGUAUGGCAUGUUCACGGGCGUGGUUUUGUCAAACCUCCAAGCCGUGGACCUCUCCUCCAGUCGGAAUCUCGCUAUCAUCGGCACUUCCAUCUUCACCGGCCUCAUGGUUCCACACUGGAUUGAAACAUUCCCGGACGAGAUACAAACUGGUAACGACAAGGCAGACGAGGUUUUGAAGAUCAUACUAGGGAACCCAAACAUGUUUGGUGGUGUCCUUGCCUGCAUUCUCGACAAUACAGUACCAGGUACAGUAGAGGAGCGAGGUAUCGCCGUAUGGCAGAAAGUACAGGAGACAGGGACCGACAGCGGGUACGUGGAAGGCUAUGACAUCUAUAACGUAUGGCUGCCGAAAGCCGUUCGACGUUCACGUCUCGUUCGCUUUCUUCCGUUCCUGCAGAACCCUCACGACGGUCCCAUUCCCCGUACACUGACGGACGAGCUGAGGGAUGCUAUUGGGCCCGAUUCGACGAAGCUGUAGAGAAACUUCCGUAAUUCAAAUACGAACUUCAUUAAAUACUCAAACUAUGUAUGUGGAAUAGACGAAGAGAAAGGUGGCAGUGGUCGUCUUUCAUGAAACUGUAAAUGCUGUGACAAAAAUAUACGCUGAGUAUAAAGUAAAAGUAUGCUCAUUUAUAAGAUGACUCCUAAUUUUACAUAUAAAAGCGGAGAAAAGACUUUCAACACAACGUUCAUGAUUCUUGAAAAUGAAACAACGCAAUACCUCAAAUAAUGUAUACCUGUUUCAAGUAGAACAGACUCGUAUUAUUGGUCGUAUAAGAGCAAUUUCAACGAAAUUUAAGUAUUUAUUCUUUCGGUGUAUGUGUGCUUUCAAAGGAUCUUCGGUACAGAAUGUAAUUGUUUAAGACAAUGCUCACGGACAUACUGCUGAUGUGCUGGUGUGGUGUCUCUUUUAAUAUUUAUGCAAAAAGCUACAUAAACAAGCUCAGUAGCAAACAGUUUAAACAUAAACCCGGUUUAAUGGCACUGGGUAAACGCCAAAGACAUAGAAAAUAAAAUCACAAACAAGAAACAUAGAAGAACAGCACAAAACUCCACAAACUCUUAAUGUGACUUUUUUGUUAUUCAAUGAUUGUUUUAACAGAACAAAGACACAUAUUGCUAUAGGCAUUCUUUUUGGAAAAGCCGAGUAAAAGUGAAUUAUUAUUUUAAUAAACAGGUGUAUAUGUAUAUAUGACAUAUAUUAUAUGUGCAUGAUAUCUCACAAAGUUUACCAUUACACUUAUUAUCACGCUUGUUAUCCUGUUUUCUAUUCAAAUAAAAUUGAAUUGAUCAUUUU
Molecule: messenger RNA, 3223 nt
Organism: Mya arenaria
Lineage: Eukaryota; Metazoa; Mollusca; Bivalvia; Myida; Myidae
Product: solute carrier family 23 member 2-like
Exons: 17
Coding region: 527-2404 (625 amino acids)
Biological process (GO): transmembrane transport
Cellular component (GO): membrane
Molecular function (GO): transmembrane transporter activity
Source: RefSeq, a predicted model, not a curated record